Messenger RNA from Westerdykella ornata, 1099 nucleotides. Its product is annotated as mRNA turnover protein-like protein 4. Gene Ontology annotation, cellular component: nucleolus; preribosome, large subunit precursor. The transcript has 2 exons. Bases 75 to 782 code for a protein of 235 amino acids. Gene Ontology annotation, molecular function: RNA binding. Lineage: Eukaryota; Fungi; Ascomycota; Dothideomycetes; Pleosporales; Sporormiaceae. Gene Ontology annotation, biological process: ribosomal large subunit biogenesis; rRNA processing; ribosomal large subunit assembly. The record is from RefSeq and is a predicted model, not a curated record.
GAACUUUUUGUGUGGUGAACUCCAUCUAGAUAUCUUACCAUUUGUACUCACACACACACGCCACCACAGUCAAGAUGCCAAAGUCGAAGCGUGCGAAGGUCGUCCACUUGUCCAAGACGGACAAGAAGGGCAAGGAGUUGUCGCAGAAGCUGUUCGCAAACGUGCAGGAGGCAGCGGAUAACUAUUCCUACAUCUUCGUCUUCUCGGUCGAGAACAUGCGGAAUUCGUACCUGAAGCAGGUGCGCGCCGAAUUCGCCGACAGCCGCAUCUUCUUCGGCAAAACCAAAGUCAUGGCCAAAGCCCUGGGCCAAACGCCCGCCGACGAACACCUCCCCCACCUCUCGGCCCUCUCCUCCCACCUCACCGGCAACGUCGGCCUCCUCUUCACCAACCGCGAACCCCGCGAAAUCAUCGACUACUUCUCCUCGUACACCGAGACCGACUUCGCGCGCGCCGGCAUCCCCGCGACGCAGACCGUCACCGUCCCCGCCGGCGUCGUGCACUCGCGCGCCGGCCAGAUCCCAGAGGAAGACGACGUCCCGCUGCCGCACAGUUUGGAGGUGACGGUGCGCAAGUGGGGGAUGCCGACGAAGCUGAGUAAAGGGAAGGUGGUGCUCGAUGCCGAGUAUACCAUUUGCAAGGAGGGCGAGAUAUUGAAUAGUCACCAGACGGCGCUGCUGAAGUUGUUUGGUGUGGCCACGGCGGAGUUUAGAAUAGAGAUGAAGGCGUAUUAUUCAUCUGCGACUGAGAGCGUUACGGAGGUGGGGGCGAUGGAGGAGUAGAGAGGGGAGGGCUUUCUCGUCUUUUGUUUUAUGAUGGCGUUUUAGUGGCGUUUUUUGGGUUUGGGAGGGCAUGGGGGAAAAAUUAUGGAAUUGGGGGGGAUGAGUGUAAGGAUUGUUCUCACAUGAGUGCAAUAUACCCUUUCUUGGCGAAGCGAAGAAGUGGACUGGUGAAUUUGGGAGUGGAAGUGGAACGGUUACUGAUUCUCACACAGGCGCAGCGACCUGGGCACACAGCAUUGGUUCGCUCUUCGAGCGGAGCUAUGCCGCAAUAGCUAGAAGUCAGCAAUUCUCGGAGAAGUGCUGAAGAUCUCCCUUCC